Naegleria gruberi is the source of this 807-nucleotide messenger RNA. RefSeq lists its product as uncharacterized. Bases 1 to 807 code for a protein of 268 amino acids. The transcript is spliced from 3 exons. Gene Ontology annotation, molecular function: cysteine-type endopeptidase activity. NCBI's taxonomy places the organism in Eukaryota, Heterolobosea, Eutetramitea, Acrasida, Naegleriidae. The record is from RefSeq and is a predicted model, not a curated record. Gene Ontology annotation, cellular component: lysosome.
AUGCAACAAUCUAUUCGUUUCGUAUUGUGUUUCCUCUUAAUUGCCACAACUUUCGUCUGUGGUCAAUUCUCAGCUUUGGACAAGCCAGUUCAUGAAUUAUCCUUGAUUCAAAAGAUUAAUUCUGAUUCCUCUAUCAGAUGGAAAGCAACCACUUACAAGAAGUUUGAAGGAAUGACCCUUCGUGAAGCUAGAAAGUAUUUGGGAACUGUCAUUAUUUCACCAAUCAAUAAUUUGCCAAAGAAAAAGAUGCCAAAGAAUUUGAAAGCUGCUUCUCAUUUCGAUGCUAGAGAAAAGUGGGAGGAUUGUAUUCAUGAAAUUCGUAAUCAAGAAGAAUGUGGUUCAUGUUGGGCUUUCUCUGCAUCUGAAGCCUUCUCUGAUAGAUUGUGUAUUGCCACCAAUGGAAGUGUCAAUAUUGUCUUGUCUCCUCAAUAUAUGGUCUCUUGUGAUGCAACUGAUUAUGGUUGUGAUGGUGGUUACUUGAAUAAUGCUUGGAAUUUCUUGGCAAAUACUGGUAUUCCAUCUGAUGAAUGUGUUCCAUAUCAAUCUGGUAGUGGUCAUGUCCCAUCAUGCUCCAAGCUUAAUAAGAAGUGUCAAGAUGGAUCUGACAUUAAAUUGUACAAGGUCAGCAAAAAGUCAAUUGCCAAUUUGGACAGUAUUGAAGAUAUCCAAAAGGAUAUUCAAGAGAAUGGAUCAAUACAAUCAGGCUUCUCCGUAUACAAGGACUUCUUCUCCUAUAAGUCAGGUGUCUAUCAUCAUGUCACCGGUUCUUUGGCAGGUGGACAUGCCAUUAAGGUAAUUGGUAAGUAA